Melampsora larici-populina 98AG31 is the source of this 1245-nucleotide messenger RNA. RefSeq lists its product as uncharacterized. NCBI's taxonomy places the organism in Eukaryota, Fungi, Basidiomycota, Pucciniomycetes, Pucciniales, Melampsoraceae. The record is from RefSeq and is a predicted model, not a curated record. The transcript has 5 exons. The coding region runs from base 1 to 1245 and encodes 414 amino acids.
AUGCCACCCUCUCGGAAGCCUGAGAAGAUCGAUAACCGACAUUCAAAGCCGUAUGACGAAGCUCAGGCUAAAGUCAUCGAUUACGACAUUGCAGUCGCCUAUUUCCUUGAAGAAACGGACCAUCUUCCCAUCGGCUGUAUCCCUCAAUCCAUCGACCGGAUACUAUCCGAUUUCGAAACCCUUCCAUCGAUCACUGGUCGACAAGAUGAUCUUAGAACAUGUGCCUUAUACAUUAAAUCUACCAUCCUUCUCUACAACGAAAACCCUGGCCCAAUCCAACCUUUCGCUCUUAGGUAUCCCACUCUCAAAUCGCUGAAAAAGCUGAUCUCUGAAAGGUCCGAAUGCCUUCGGCCACUGCCUUCCAAUAAAGCUGUCGUCCUGGUGGCUUUAGCUGGUCGCAUGCUUGCAAUGAAUCUACCGCCCAAAGCUGCCCAACCUUUAGCUGACAACCAAAUGAAAGCCAAAAGUCAUAUGUCCAGUGAGGAACGAGCUUUAAUGGCUUUUGAAGGCGCUGCGCAAGUAAAUGCUCUCCCUUGUAUGAACGAUCUCCCAAACAAAGAGGUUGGCGACGGUCUGGCUUCUGCGAAUUCGAUUCAACCUCGCCUCUCUCGAGCAAAGAACAAACCGGUCUCGUGUUUAGGUGCUGUGUAUGGCUCACUUCCUUACGAGGCUUUUGGUUACCCAUUGGGAUUGAACCUUGCUAGGGCGGACACCAAGAUGUGUUUGGGCUUGGAACGACAGGGAUAUACUAUGGACGACCUUGGAGAGGGAGACAGUCCUAAGUCCAAUCACCUCUUGCCCCAAAUCAUGGGACUUGGUGAGGGAUGUGUAUUUCAAAGAAUCGAAAACGCUCGUCUCCUACCAGAACUCCUCUGGCCCUACGAAGUCUCUAGAGCUCUCAACGCAGCCGUAAAUCCAGAGACCUACGCGGUAGCCGAGAGGGUCACAAGCUUCAUUGAGAGGAACUCCAGUGCACUUCUUUCCAAUCGUAUCAAGACUCUGCACAACAAAAUAAUUCAAGGCCCCGAUACUCGCUCCCCACCUCUGCGCAUCUCACUGGCACUUUAUGCCCAUGCUGAGACCUAUGCUGGGCCAGCCAGAAUCUCAGCUGCUCGCAGAAAUAGGUCGCAGUUCAGUGAUCCUUCAAUGUGGCUUCCAUUUCCGCCUCCCAACUUUAGCAUUCAAACUUGUCGAAAGAUAUUACGGAAAGAAGAAGAGUCUUGGAAGAAGAAAGGUCGAGCUUGA